AUGCGCUUGUCAACCUCCGCCCUCGUGCUGGGCGCCGCUUCGUCGGCGGUUGGCUUCCAGGACCAGAAGGUCAUGGGUGGCACCCCCGACAAGUCCGUCAUCGACUUGGACCGGAACAGCCUGCCCGACUGGACCAAGCCCCUCGAGGAUAUCUUCGGCGAGAUCACUUCCGAGGCCAAGGCCGCUUGGGACGAGAUCUCCAUGCUCGUCCCCGAGGCCGUCGAGGCCUUCAAGAAGCAGGCUCUGGGCACCAAGCCCAAGCCCGUCUCCCGCCGGCCUGAUAGCCACUGGGACCACAUUGUCAAGGGUGCUGACGUCCAGUCCGUCUGGGUCGAGAAGAAUGGCAAACCUCACCGUGAGGUUGGUGGCAAGCUCGACAACUACAACCUGCGCGCCAAGAAGGUCGAUCCCUCCAGCCUUGGCGUCGACAAGGUCAAGCAGUACAGUGGUUACCUCGAUGACGAGGAUGAGGACAAGCAUCUCUUCUACUGGUUCUUCGAGUCUCGCAACGAUCCCGCCAAUGACCCCGUUGUCCUGUGGCUCAACGGCGGUCCUGGCUGCUCCUCCUUGACCGGCCUGUUCCUUGAGUUGGGACCCUCUUCCAUUGGCAAGAAGCUCGAGAUUAUCAACAACCCUUCAUCAUGGAACAACAAUGCUUCAGUCAUCUUCCUCGAUCAGCCCGUCAACGUCGGCUACUCCUACAGCGGUGGCUCUGUGAGCAACACCGUUGCCGCUGGCAAGGACAUCUAUGCCCUUCUCACUCUCUUCUUCCACCAGUUUCCCGAGUAUGCUAAGCAGGAUUUCCACAUUGCCGGAGAGUCGUACGCUGGCCACUACAUCCCCGUUUUCGCCUCCGAGAUUCUGUCUCACGAGGACCGAAAUAUUAACCUCCAGAGUGUCUUGAUUGGCAACGGUCUCACCGAUGGCUACACCCAGUAUGCCUACUACCGCCCCAUGGCUUGCGGCGAGGGCGGCUACCCCUCUGUCCUUGAUGAGAGUGAGUGCCAGUCCAUGGACAACGCUCUGCCCCGCUGUCAGAGCAUGAUCAAGAGCUGCUACGAGACUGGAAGCUCCUGGUCUUGUGUGCCUGCCAGCAUCUACUGCAACAACGCGAUGAUGGGUCCCUACCAGCGCACUGGCCAGAACGUCUACGACAUCCGAGGCAAGUGCGAGGACAGCAACAACUUGUGCUACUCUGGCCUCGGCUACAUCUCAGACUACCUCAACCAGGACCACGUUAAGGAGGCCCUCGGCGCUGAGGUCAGCAGCUACGACAGCUGCAACAUGGACAUCAACCGCAACUUCCUCUUUGCUGGUGACUGGAUGAAGCCCUACCACCAGGUUGUCCCCGGCAUUCUGGAGAAGAUUCCCGUCCUGAUCUACGCCGGCGAUGCUGACUUCAUCUGCAACUGGCUCGGCAACCAGGCCUGGACCAACGCUCUCGAGUGGCCCGGCCAAGAUGGCUUCGUGAAGGCCGAUAUCAAGUCCCUCAAGGUUGACGGCAGUUCAGAGGAGUACGGCAAGGUCAAGUCCAGCGGUAACUUCACCUUCAUGCAGAUCUACGGCGCCGGCCACAUGGUGCCCAUGGACCAGCCUGAGUCGUCGGUUGACUUCUUCAACCGCUGGCUGGGUGGUGAGUGGUUCUAA
Molecule: messenger RNA, 1647 nt
Organism: Ilyonectria robusta
Lineage: Eukaryota; Fungi; Ascomycota; Sordariomycetes; Hypocreales; Nectriaceae
Product: carboxypeptidase Y precursor
Exons: 2
Coding region: 1-1647 (548 amino acids)
Biological process (GO): proteolysis
Cellular component (GO): fungal-type vacuole
Molecular function (GO): serine-type carboxypeptidase activity
Source: RefSeq, a predicted model, not a curated record